CCAGGGUCACCGCCUCCUUCAAUUACCCUUCUGUUCUCACUCUUCGUCUCCACCUUUUCUCGCUUCUUCUUCACCACCGGUCCAGACCCGUUUUCUACUUGCUCCAGGUGACCGCCUCAAAUUGAGUAAUUUUGUUCUUCAAGAUUGUGUGUAUUUUGAACGACUGGAAAAGAACGCCCAAGAUGAGAGACUGGACAUUGUCAACCAAUGAGAUCCUCCAAUUUCUUUCGACGACAACAACUCAGUCCGUCCAACUCCUUCGGCAUAUGAGUUCGAGUCAGGUGGGGAAGCAACGCAUCAGGUUUUCUACAACAAGUUGUCUUACUGUCGAUGGAUUGAAAUGUUUAUCGAGGCUUUCUCAUGAAGUUGAAUAUGAUGAUUCUUUUCCUAUAUAAAGAAAGUGGCCUAACUUAUGAGAACAAAGAGCUCAAGUUGCGGUUACAAGCCAUGGAACAACAAGCAAAACUCAGAGAUGGAUAUUGUUGUUGAUGCUGAUAUGUUUCAUGGAACUACUGGCAUAAUGUUCUGUUUUUGAAGAUCAUUGAUUGAAUAACUUCUCUAUAUUCGAUUCCAUCACAGCAGCACAACUCCUCAUGACAAAGGAAUCGGAAUCAACUCAGCACUACUCCUUAAAGAAGAUUUUAAGCCAUAGAUUGGAAGAAAAUAGGAUGUGGAAAUAGAGCACCCUAUACUAAAAAUAAUAUGUUUGUUGAUCCUUCAUCGAUUUCAAUCCAAUUGAUGUUCCAAAGGCAUGGAUUUGGAAUUUUACAGUGUCCAGAAUUACAAAAAAAUAGUCAGAAUAGGACUUCCAGUUGGGAAACCAUAUCGAAACCUUCUGACCCCCGCGUAGCGGGGGUAACCUCUCUAGUUAUUAUUAUUUUUGUAAAGUCUUUUAAAUAAUUACAUAACAUUGUCAUAUUUAAUUUAAUGCUAUAUAAAAUAUCUUUUUUUCAUUUACAAA
This is a messenger RNA of Lactuca virosa, 961 nucleotides long. NCBI's taxonomy places the organism in Eukaryota, Viridiplantae, Streptophyta, Magnoliopsida, Asterales, Asteraceae. The record is from the annotation of a GenBank genome assembly.